This is a messenger RNA of Pieris rapae (cabbage white), 5334 nucleotides long. It is a transcript of the gene Med, whose product is annotated as mothers against decapentaplegic homolog 4. Gene Ontology annotation, molecular function: I-SMAD binding; DNA-binding transcription factor activity, RNA polymerase II-specific; RNA polymerase II cis-regulatory region sequence-specific DNA binding. The transcript has 14 exons. Gene Ontology annotation, biological process: transforming growth factor beta receptor signaling pathway; cell differentiation; SMAD protein signal transduction. Gene Ontology annotation, cellular component: heteromeric SMAD protein complex. Bases 171 to 2480 code for a protein of 769 amino acids. The record is from RefSeq and is a predicted model, not a curated record. Lineage: Eukaryota; Metazoa; Arthropoda; Insecta; Lepidoptera; Pieridae.
UCCUUGAAAUUGGUAAAAUCGAAAAGGGAAUACCAAAAAUGUCGCACUGUUUUGGUAUUGUCUUGAUUAAAAGGAAAUGAGAUUUUUCUAUUAACAAAUGAUUAACAAUUUAUAUAGAGGAGAAAUUUAUAUUUAUAGGAUAAACUAAAUUUAUUUUGUAGUAAUCAAACAUGAAUACGACAGCGCCUACUUCGGCAGAUGCCUGUCUAAGUAUCGUCCACUCGUUAAUGUGCCACCGGCAAGGGGGUGAAAGUGAAGGAUUCUCAAAGAGAGCUAUUGAAUCUUUAGUAAAAAAAUUAAAAGAGAAACGAGAUGAACUGGAUUCAUUGAUUACUGCUAUUACAACUAAUGGAGCACAUCCUAGUAAAUGUGUAACAAUUCAACGGACAUUAGAUGGCAGACUACAGGUUGCAGGACGAAAAGGAUUUCCACAUGUUAUAUAUGCUAGAAUUUGGCGCUGGCCGGACCUGCACAAAAAUGAGCUAAAACAUGUUAAAUUCUGUCAGUUUGCAUUUGACUUAAAGUGUGAUUCAGUUUGUGUUAAUCCAUAUCACUAUGAAAGGGUUGUGUCCCCUGGAAUUGACUUAUCAAACCUUACUCUCCAAUCAGGACCUAGUCGGCUAGUUAAAGAUGAGUAUACCGCUGGGAUCGGAGGUAAUGGUAUGGACAUGGAUACUGGAGAGCUUGUCACAAUACAACACCAUGCUACCAGCCCAAGACAUCCACAUACAACUAUAGCUCAUCACCAUCAACAAUUUCAAGCAACAAAUAUUAUAUUAAAUCAAGGACAAACGCCAGAUGGCGUGCCGAAUAUGUUUUCGCCGCAUGGACAGCGCCCACUUCGACCCGGGGCGCCACUGGCACCAUCACAAAUGGGGCAUUCGCCUGGGCAACAAAUGAUGUCGAACCAUCCAAAUAGCCAAAUGACACAAAUGGGCCCUGGAACUCCCCAGAUGGGUAGAACUACACCUCAAAUAGGACCGGGUACACCACAGAUGUGUCCUGGAACGCCCCAAAUGGGACCUGGCACACCACAAAUGUGCCCUGGUACGCCUCAAAUGGGACCUGGUACACCUCAAAUGGGCCCUGGCACUUCUCAAAUGGGACCUGGAACACCACAAAUGGGUCCAGGUACACCUCAGAUGGGUCCUGGUACACCACAGAUGGGGUCCAAUGUGCCACAAAUGGCGUCGCCUAGAAUGGCGUCUGCACCCAACCAAAUGUCACCUGGCGCUCCACAAAUCACAAAUAUAAACCAAGGGAUGUCUAUGAAUGCUCAGCAAAUGGUGAUGGGUCAGCAAAGAGCUAUAGCACCAAAACUGGAACCACCAGAUACAAUGGAUGCGCGAACUAUGUGGAGAAUGAAUCAUUCGGCUAUGCCAGUUACUAUGUCCCCGGGAGGUUCUACCCCUAUUAUAGAUGGCGCGAACAACACGUUCUUCACAACAGAACAAACAUCGUCUGACACACAACUUACGCAGUCAAUGCCAGGUAGGUUAACAGGCUCGGUGGCGGUAUCAAGUGUUAGUUCAGUGCCAGUUACAGCUGUAGCGUCCCCAAAUGAACCUCAACAGAAUGGUUUCACCGCGACAAGUCCGCCUCAGCAAAGCCCCUUACCCCAUCGCACUCAGCAUCAACAAGGUACGUGGACGGGCAAUAACACUCUAACGUAUACGCAGAGUCUAGCGCCGCCGCCGGCUGCACCGCCUGUUCCAGUGGACGCAGCACCACAUCAUCACCAUUACUAUAAUGGCAACCCGGGCGGUCUUCUAUCCAGCCAGCCAGCGCCUGAGUACUGGUGUUCGGUCGCGUACUUUGAGUUGGACACGCAGGUCGGGGAGACAUUCAAAGUGCCAUCUAGUCGACCUAAUGUUACUGUUGAUGGCUAUGUGGAUCCCUCUGGCGGCAACAGAUUCUGCCUGGGCGCGUUAAGUAAUGUUCACAGAACUGAACAGAGUGAAAGAGCUAGGUUACACAUAGGUAAAGGAGUCCAACUCGACUUGCGUGGUGAAGGCGACGUAUGGUUACGAUGUCUUUCAGACCACUCGGUGUUUGUGCAGUCCUAUUACCUCGAUCGAGAAGCUGGUAGGGCUCCAGGGGAUGCAGUACAUAAGAUAUAUCCCUCUGCUUGUAUUAAGGUAUUCGAUCUCCGUCAAUGUCACCGUCAAAUGCAGACGCAAGCGGCGACUGCGCAAGCGGCCGCAGCUGCCCAGGCCGCCGCCGUCGCUGGACAUAUUGCGCCUGCGCAUCCGGGGAUGAACAAAUGUUUAUCAGCGGCCGCAGGUAUAGGAGUAGAUGACUUGAGGAGAUUGUGCAUCGUCCGCCUCUCGUUUGUGAAGGGAUGGGGUCCUGACUACCCUCGGAGCUCUAUUAAGGAGACACCUUGCUGGGUCGAAGUACAUUUACACAGAGCGCUGCAAUUGUUGGACGAGGUCCUCCAUACGAUGCCUAUAGACGGACCUCGGACUAACAUCGAGUAGGAGUUGAUCGGCUUCUUUUGAGGCCUUCGAGCGACCACACACCACUCGAACGCACGGGAAAGCGGAUAGUGUGAGACUCACUUGUUUAGUGUUGAGUAGGAAAUAAUAAAAAAUGACAAUAUUAGGGUAGGGUUCUUUCAUUCUCUUACUUAAUUUGCAUUUUUUAUAUGAUGUGUUGACGGCCUUUAAUUCUUCCUGAGUAUUCUUUUUUUAAACAAUUGUAGUCUCCUAGGGUAGAACCCAUCGGAAGUAGAUUCCACGGUUUGCUUGAUAUUAUAACGAUUCGACAUUUAUAACAAUGCCGUUGAGAACCUUCACAAACAUUGCUACUUUAUUUGUAAUAAAAUAAUCGUCAUAUAUGGUAGUCUCCCAACACAAUUAAUAUUAGGAAAGGAAACAAAAAUGAUCGAAUUCUUGCUCAACACUAAGCAAUAUAAAAGAAAAGGUGCUGUCUCACUCUGACAUUUUAAGGCCUUGCUUCAUUAGUUUAGCAUCGAUAGAAGAUUAAUAUGACUUUAAAAAGUCCCUGAUAUAGCUUUAUAAGCAAAUGCCAUCUUAUUCAGCGCCCUAACUCCAACGCAUGUUUUGUUUCUUUCAAUAAUUAUGAGUUGCUCUCUAAGUUGUAUAGGACUAAGGCAGUGUUAGAGCGAGACGGCAUGAGUGUAGUGAUCUAUGGUCAGAGUGGGAACAUUUUGUGGUAAAGACUAAAAAUGUGCACAUUGGCGGGUAAAGGUUCGUGUACAGUGAUUGUUUAAUUUGGUUGUUUGAAGUUUUGUUGCCAUUUCGAAAAAUGUUAUAUCUAUUUUGUCUUCCGAAUUUUUUGUUUGUCUUCCUUUGCUAAAUUGUUUAUUUCUCUUAUGGUAUGGUAUACUUUGAAUGAAUAUGACUAGGAAUGUUACCUUAUAAGGUUUUAGCUUUUGUUUGUAAUCUUAAAGUGAACGCGUCAAUAGGCAGAGAGGAAAUAAGUUUCUUCGUCGUUUUAAUCGAUCAUAUUCCUUCCGUAAAUGCGUUUACAGAGACAAUAUUGGUAGACAGUAGGCCUAACUAACCGAUAUAGGAUUCAUUAAUUAAAUUUUUUUUGUUGCACUUUUUGCCUAUUUUAGUCAUAUUAAUUCAAAGUUUGAAAAUGUUAAAGUUGGUUAUAAUGUUGCACAUGAAAACGCAUCGCUCGCGUUUUAUAAAAUGGGUGAACUAAAUUUAUGUCUUGUCUACUAAGACUGCAUUACUAUGAAAAUCUUGAUGUGUACGCUAAAAAAUAUCUUUGAACUGUUUCUCUGCGCAUAGACAAUAGUACGUGUCGUUGAUCACAAUGUGUUUUAAGAUAUUUACGAGUGUUAGAAGGGGAUUUUCAAAGACUUUUUUCUUAAGUACUUUUUAAAGUGCAAACUCACCUAUAAAUAGAAUAUAUAGAAUACAGCAUUAAAAUAGUAACAUAGAUCUCACGAUAAAUCGACAUACAACUGAACACUGCCAAAAAUUUCAUGGUGUUUGCUAUUUUAAACCAAAAUAUUUCUACAAGACAUAAUUAUGGUUCAACUUGAAAGAAGCCAAAUGGGAAUUAGUUUUAAGAUAUUAAUUUAUAGUUGUAGUGUGUAUGGAAGGUGUGUUUUGUUAGCUGAAUGUGAUUGUUUUAUGAUAUUGCGUGAAUUGAAAUAUGAUAACGGUUUAAAUGGGAUUUUGAUUAAAAUAUAGAUAUUUUAAACAUAAAUCUAUGGUCCAUAUUCUUAUCCGGUUCACAAUGUCGUCGCCUGUCAAAUAUGUCAAACUAUACAGAAGAAAUGUUUGACAGUUUGAGAUUUGGAAUGACGUUCUAGAAUACCGGCCCAUGAUUUUUGUCUCUGGUUCUGUUUUUUUUAAAUCAAAUAUGGAGUUAUUUUUUUAUAAAACAAAUACUAUUAUAAUUAAGUUUAAGGCAAUGAUUAGCCUAAAUAUUUUAAUUUACGCACUAUCAAUGAAUUGAAUAAAAAACUGUGAUGCGCUAACAAAAUGAUAGGAUGUAUUUUGAACAAGAAUUAAAAUAAGGUAUAAUUGUGGUAUUUUUGUGUACGAGACGUUUUUUAAUUAUAAUAGAUGUAUCACGUGUUUUUCUCUUUAAAUAUAUGAGAUUUAUUUAGUUUGCUUUGAUUCGCUUUAAUUUUAUUAUGUGCAGAUUUUUGAUGUGUUGAACAUGAAUGUUUUAGAUUUUUUUAUUGAUUUAUUUUACAUACCUAUGGUAUAUCAUAAAGUCUGAUACAGAUAAGACAUCACAUUAUUUAUUGGUUGCAUUUUAAUUUUGUUACCAAAAUAUUUUGUCGUACUGUAUAUAAGCUGAAAAGGCGGUUAACAAAUUAAUUCGUACUUAUAAGUGUAUAAACUUAAAGUUUGACAAUUGACAACGUAUCGAAAAUACCUCUUCACAGUGAUGAAAUCGAUUCAAAGGGUUUUAGGUAUUAAGUGGUAAUUUUUUAAAGAUGUUGAUGUUUUGAAUAAGAUUUUUGCAAAUUCUACAUGGGUGUACCGUUAACUGCUGUUUGUAAAAUUGUUCGAUACCAUUUGACAGUUUAGUAGAUUAUAAAAGAGUUGAAUAUUGUUGUUUAUACAAACAUCUGUAAGUACAAGUAGCGUUUAAAUAUUUUGCAACAUUUUUAUACGCGUUGCUACGAUACAAAAACUCUACGAUUAUUUUGGAACGGAAUCGUGUUUUGUUUUGAUAGUUGAGUUGGAAUUUUGCUUGUGGACCACUAAGUCUAUGGUUUUAUAAAUUUGUGACUUAUUACUCAUUGACAUUUUCUAUACCGCACACGGUUAAGUAGUCUUAAGUGCAUAGUUUAAGAGUGAAAUUGAACAGAAAUGAAUAUAAAGGUUAUUCCUCUAA